AUGGCUACCGUUAACAUUCGCCGGGAUGUCACCGAUCCCUUCUACCGCUACAAGAUGGAGAAGCUCCAGGCCAAGGUCGAGGGCAAAGGUAAUGGCAUCAAGACCGUUGUCGUCAACCUGAACUCGGUUGCUCAGUCUCUCAGCCGUCCUCCUGCGUAUCUCAUCAAGUACUUCGGCUUUGAACUGGGUGCCCAGGCUAAUGCUAAGCCCUCCGACGACCGUUGGAUCAUCAACGGUUCUCACGACGCACCUAAGCUCCAGGAUUACCUCGAUGGAUUCAUCGCUAAGUUCGUGCUUUGCAAGAAGUGCAAGAACCCCGAAACCGAUGUCUCCAUCAAGGAUGAGAAGAUCACCCUGGACUGCAAGGCCUGUGGUCAGCGCUCCGAUGUUGACCCUCGCCUCAAACUGAGCACCUUCAUUGUCCGCAACCAGCCCAAGGGUGGCAAGAAGGAGAAGAAGAAGUCCCGCCGUGAGCGAGAGAAGGAGAGAGCUGCCAACGGCGAGGAUGCCAGCCCCGGUGACAGCAACAACUCCGAGAAUGGCGAGGAUGGCGAUGAACUCAUCGAGGCGCACAGCGACGACGAGGUGACCCGCCAGGCCCAGGCCAUCGAGGCUGAGGCUGAGAUCAAGGAUGAUGAAUGGGCUGUCGACGUUUCCGAGGAAGCUGUGAAGGCCCGCGCCAAGGAACUCCCCGAUGAUCUCAAGCGUGCCCUUGUCAUUGAGGAUGAGGAUGAGGGUGCCGAUGGUCCCUCGUCCUACGAACAGCUGGGAAGCUGGAUCGUGGAUACUGCUGCUGAGAAGGGCGGUGUUACCAAUGUGACUGACGUUGAGAUCUAUCUGAAGGCCAAGGAGUUCGGCAUCGACAGCAAGCACAAGACCGUUGCUGUGCUGGCCCAGAGCAUUUUCGAUGAGGGAAUCGCCAAACAGAUCGAAGCCCGCGCUGGUUUGCUCAAGAAGCUGAUCACCUCCGAGCGUCACGAGAAGGCUUUCCUUGGCGGUACCGAGCGUUUCGUUGGUCAGGACCACCCGGCUCUCAUCGCUCAGGUCCCUGCAAUCUUGCUGGGCUAUUACCAGAACGAUAUCGUGUCUGAGGAGACCCUCAAGGCAUGGGGUGCUAAGACCAGCAAGAAAUACGUCGACAUCUCGACCAGCAAGAAGAUCCACAAGGCUGCGAAGCCCUUCAUUGAGUGGCUUGAGACAGCCGAGAGCGAUGAAGAAGAGAGUGGCGAGGAGAGCGAGUAA
Messenger RNA from Penicillium bovifimosum, 1242 nucleotides. RefSeq names its product translation initiation factor eIF5. Gene Ontology annotation, biological process: formation of cytoplasmic translation initiation complex; formation of translation preinitiation complex; translational initiation. Bases 1 to 1242 code for a protein of 413 amino acids. The transcript has a single exon. NCBI's taxonomy places the organism in Eukaryota, Fungi, Ascomycota, Eurotiomycetes, Eurotiales, Aspergillaceae. Gene Ontology annotation, cellular component: cytosol. The record is from RefSeq and is a predicted model, not a curated record. Gene Ontology annotation, molecular function: GDP-dissociation inhibitor activity; eukaryotic initiation factor eIF2 binding; translation initiation factor activity.